This is a messenger RNA of Linepithema humile (Argentine ant), 249 nucleotides long. The record is from RefSeq and is a predicted model, not a curated record. Lineage: Eukaryota; Metazoa; Arthropoda; Insecta; Hymenoptera; Formicidae.
AUGACACAUUCACUGAUAAAAAUUAGUGGAGACAUCAUAUUAAUAAUAGACAAUCUACAGUUUACUUUACCAAUCAUUUCCACUAUGUUAAAAAUUGCAAUUUUUUGGUGGAAAAAAGAAGUGAGAUAUAUAACAAAUAUUACUGAUCCAGGCAGACUAUUACCACUACAAACGCAUUACAUCUAUGAUACAACUAAAAGUCCACAUUAUGAGUUAACAUUUAUUUCUCAAAAAGUAUCGUUCUCGUAG